CUGACGUUGUAUGUUUACGAAAUGGUGUCCUUCCGUAAGUAUCCUUAAAAUCCCGUAGAAUGUUUAUUUGUUUCGCUUACUGCAUUCACUGUAUGUGUUCCGUUUAAAGAAAGGAAUGGAAUACUUAAAGGAAUUAGGUUGCAAAAACCGCCAACCAGAAGAAAUAUAUCUGGAAGGAGAUAAUUUUAUUAUUGGUAAAAGCAGUUUUGAUUUCUUAGCUCGGUAUGCGAAAGUUUCCGACAAACAUGCACUAUUGCUUAAAAAAAACGAUGUGUGGUAUGUUAAAGAUUUAACAAGUGCGCAAGGUGUUUAUGUAAACUCUAAGAGGAUUUAUACCGAAACUCCGCUGCAAAAGGAUAAUAUUAUUGGUUUCGGCGGUUUUAAAUUAGGUUCUGGUGGAUUUAUUUGCCAGAUAAAAGUAAGAUCGAAAAAUUCUCGCAAAAAGAGACCUGUGCUUGAUAGUGAAGAAUCAAAAUGUAAGAAUUUGAACACUAGUGGACAAAAUUCAGCUAGUGGCGUAGGCCAGCAGUGUCCUUCUGUCCGUAGUAAAUCUUUUCAGAAGGAAGUGAAUUCUUCAGACUCUAGUUCUUCACCGACAUUUAGCAAAGCUUCUAGGCUCUUUAAGAGUAAAUCAUCUCAAAAUGGCAAAAAAAGAUGCCGAAGACCACGAAUUUCAUCUUCAGAUUCUUCUGAUGUGGGAUAUCAGACUGCAGAUAGGUUUAAUGAUAAAAACAAUAGCCAAGACAAAAAUGCACCACAGAAAUUUAAAAAUAGCACAAACAGAAAGACAAAUCUUACCCAUACUUCUUCCUCAAGUGAAUGCUCAGCUCAAACUAUUGGAAAAGAAGCUUCCCGUAAAGAAAGUCCUGAAACAGUGGAAAAAAUCAAAGGUUUUAUUCAAAGUAGUUCACCUGGUGGCCAAAAUGAAGGUCAGAAUUUUUCACGUGCUAUGAACAAAGAUGAUUUGACAUCAGUUUUUGAUAGUGAUAACAAUAGUGGAAGUGACUCUAGUGUGAGUUGCCAUUCAUUUGUAAUGUAUCCCUCAAAAUCAGUUACUGAAAGAAAGCGUGACCUUGCAGUGUCUAGUGAAGAUUCAAGUGCAACAGAAUCUGCUACUUCUGAUGCAUACAUUUUUGAAAAAACUGUUCCUAUAGAUGGUAAUCUGCUAGAACCAGCUAACAGAAUUGAAACAGGACGAGGGCAACUGCUCUCUAAAAAUGAAAAAGAAUGUAAAUCUGUGGGCAAAACAUUAUUAAUUGAUCCCAAACCUAUGCAACCGUCUUCCAAGCAGCGUGACAAAAAUGCAUGGUUAGCUAAAAGAAAUCGGAGUUUUAAUUGUUCUGAGAAGAAAAAGAAAAAACUAACUGGUAUUUCUGAGAAAUGUAAAGAAAAAAGUAGUACUGUUGCUAAUGUCAGUAAUUCUGAAGGAAAUCUUAACUUCGAAAAAGCAUCAAGAAAGGUCACAGAAAAAGAUGUGUCGAAUCCUAAACCUGCGAAAUCAGAUUUGCAGAAUAUUUCAAAGAAUGAUAAAAUAAAAGAAGAUAGAACUCCAAAAAAGACAGUUCCAAGAAGACGUGACAAUUUUGGCUCAAGAAUGGGAUUUCUGGUAAAUAUGGAAGAAAAUCCUUCAGUGAAAAGCAAAAAGCAGGAAAGUAAUGAAAGUAACAUUCGUAUUAAUGAUAGCAUGUUUCAAAACAUAGAAGUUAAAAUGCCUGAGCCUUAUAUAGCACUAGAUAAAAUGCCAUUACCUAGCCCAGUUCCUGUUCUUAGUAAGAAAGACAAAAAUUAUGCUGAAGAGUUGGUUUCUUCGAAAGCCCUUAAAAAUACAAGGCCUGUGUACAUGGCAAAUGCAUCAACAUUUAAAGAUGAAUCAAAACUUCCUGUGACUAAACACGCUGCCAUAUCAUUGAGUUCCAGCCCUGAUCCUCGACUUAGACGAAUUCAGACAAGUAGAAUGUCUUCUCCCACUACUCCUCAAAUGAAUUGUAAAUCACUCCCUUUACAACCAGAAAUUCCUCCAGACAGUGUACAUGCAUUUAACGCUAUGCAAGUAAAUUCCAGACCACCAUCUGGUGAACCAAAAAUUCUUAUGAAAAGUGCAUCUAUUUCCAACACUGUGAAAGUGAAUGAAAAGUCAUCAUCUGUAAUACCAGAAAUCUCUAUAAGUAGCUUACCUUCUGGUUCCGUAGAGAUAAAUAGAAAAUCACUUCCUUCGUAUAAAGUAUAUAACGAUGAUAAACUAGGAGAAAAUAGCCGUUUCUCUAUCAGCAGGGUAUCAAAUACAACUUCAUCUAUAACUUCAAGAAGAAGUUCUUCUGAAUUGCGUGCCAAAAAUAUUAAGGAAGAUUUCAUAAUUAAAAUAGUUCACUGGAAAAUUGAGUGGCUGAAUGCAGAUACACAAUUAAUGGAGUUACUUCCUCUGAUUAGUGGAGAAAUUGUUCCUUUAUCACUUUCAUAUCAGAGUGUGGAUUCUUACAUUUCUGCUGUUCAGUCAAUGAUAUUGCUUGAAAUAUAUGAUAUGUUGCAUACAGCAUGCAUUGGUAAAGAAGAGACUAGAAAUAAUUUUCUUUAUUCUGCUUUUUAUUGUGAAAAUAAGUGCAACUUUGCAGAAAUACAUUGCGAAACCAUAGUAAAUGAUAAUGCUUGCUAUCCCUUUUCGGGUGACGUAAUAAAAAUGAAAAUUUCCACUUUGAGUCGUGAAAUAAAUGCUCUUGGUUAUGUUUCUAAGCAUAAACUAAGAUCAGAUGAUACAGGAAGUAAAAGGAUCUGCGCAUUUACUGUCUUCACACAGAAUGUGCAAGCUUUUCUUCCAAAAGAAAAUUUAAACGCAAGUAGAAUUUCUUCAAUAAAAAGAAAACUAAAUUUAGCAGAAGCAGUUGAAUGCCUUCGUACCUGUCCUCUAAAACAAGACAUAAUUGGACCAAGUUCAGAAACGUUUGCAGUUGAUUUACCCAUGAAUGAAUAUAAUCUAACUUUUAAUGAGGUAAUUCAGAGUAUUAUUGAUGAAAUUCAAAAACCCAGUACUAAACAUAAAAUAAUUUUACUUCAUGGAUUUCCUGGAACUGGUAAAACUCGGGCUGUAGUGAAUAUAAUUGAAGAUCUAUUUAUCAGUUGCGUGUCUGGUAAAAUUUUAGUUGCAGCAUCUUCUGACUCUACGAUCAACGAAAUAGGAUCUAGGUUGGUUGAAGUAAAUGAACGAUCAAGUUUUAGAGGAACUCGUAUGAAGUUUGUAAAAAUUGGACUGAUGAAACAGAAUUAUCAUAAAAAAGGUAAACCGCCUGACUGUUCUUCAAAAGACUCUCAUGAUGUACUUAAUUUUACAAGUAAAAGAUCUGGCAGCUUCAGUUUGGAUAGGGAAGAAGAUACGUGGCCUAUGUCGCAGUAUGAUAAGCUUAAUAAACGUUGGGUUUUUAUCUCCGAAAAAUUAAAGACUAAAACUUUAGGGGAAACAAAUGUUGUUCUUGUUACAAAAGAAAGUUAUGAAUAUUUUACUGCUUUCAAAACUGAUAUGAAAAAGUUAUUUGAAUACUUUAUUGUAGACGAAGCUUCGCGGUUCACAGAGCCCGAUAUUCUUCAAAUGUUGGGGCCUGCUAUUAAUACACUAGUUUUAAUCGGAGAUCAUUUAGAAUCUCAUACUGUCAUGCAGUCCAAACUGGCAUCUCAUUUUGGGUUCGAGCGGUCGAUGUUUGAACGAUUUUAUGCAGUGAAAGAUUCUUUGAAUGAAAAUGUGAUCACAUUUACCGAACAAUGUCGCAUGCAUCCUCAAAUCUGUUACUUUCCUUCAAAGUAUUAUUAUGCAUCAAAAUUAAGAAGUUGUGCAGAUUUGGACAAAAGGUAUCAGUUCUUCCCAUCUCGGCCAUACUUUUUUUGUGAUAUUAUGAAGGGCGAAGAGUCGAAUGACGUAGAUGAUAAUAUGAAAUGUAAUCUCAUGGAAGCUGCUGUUGUAUCUUGCCUUUGUAUUAGCAUAAGAAAGCUGAGUCCGGAAAUUUCCGUUGGGAUUAUUACAAAUACGGUUGGUCAGAUUUCACCCAUUAGAAAUAUUAUGCAUCAACCAUCACACUUUAAAGAUGUUGAAAUAAACACUGUUGAAAACUUUCAAGGGAGAGAAAAAGAUCUAAUUAUCAUUUCUUGUGUUAGAACUGAAAAACCACCUGGAGAUCAAAACUUAAUAACUUCCAGAAGCAAGCUAAUAGUAGCUCUCACGAGAGCUCGUCAGAGCUUAAUUAUUUGCGGUUCCGUUAAUUAUUUGAAGCUAUUUCCAGAUUGGAAUGCAUUAAUCCAAGAUGCUAGGGAAAGAAAAUUAUGCAUUUCUAUACCAUAUUAUACGUAUGCACCACAAAUUUUUUAUAAUAAAAUGAGGAAAACCGAAAUACCUAAUAUUAUUCAGUAGUAACUGCAAUUUAAGUUUGAAGCACAAACAAUAUAUUUAAUGUAAAUGAAUAUGGGAGAACACAUAUGUAUACUAUUUGAUUUUAAUUAAAAGGCUUUCUUUUGUGUUCUUGGAAUAAGUAGAUGUUUUUGAAGAAAUAAAUUCUGAAUUAUUUCUAAAAGGCAUUUCACUUUUAAAAAAAGGAAAGAAAAUUUUUUACACCACAUUCAUUAACUAAGCAUUUGCAUACUCUUUUUCCAUAUCAUUAAGUAAGUAUCUGUGAUGUACUUUUACCAUGCCAUUUUUCAAAAUGGUCUUGCAGUUAUUAUAAAUACUACAAAAUGUGUGUUAUCUUUUCUGUGAAAGCAAAUUAUUGUUCUUUUUAUAAUUUUUCUGAAUAAAUUUAUGCUUUUUGAUAAGAAUCUCAUUCUUCGUUAAGUAUGUUAAAGAAAAGUUAUGUGUGUUUUAAAUUUUAUUUUCUUUUUGUAAUGCAUAGUGUCUCUUGACACUGCUAUUUAUAUGCAGCAGCAUCAUAUAACUGUUAUAUGCAUACGGUUCUGAUACAUUAAAUGUUUUUUUUUUUGUCACAUGCAUAUCAGAAUUGUUGAUUGUUUAGUUAAAAGUACAUUUACUGUAAUAAUGUCAACUGUAGUUCCUCUAUCUGUAUAUAUGCAAUUAAUGUGGCCAAAUUAUGUAAUAUUUCUUUGUUAGUUUCUUGCCAAAGUAAUUCUUUUUUCACCAUUUACAUAUCAGCGUAACUAACUAAAUAAGUCGCCAAAUUUUCAGAAUAUGUCAAACUUUGGCAGCCAUGCAUGUUGCAAUUUUUCAGUUGUAUUUAGUAGCAACAACAUUUUCGUAUACCUUCUUUGAUACUUUUCCGUUUAGCCGGCGCAAAUCUCGCCAAGCAGACUUUAUUGGCGACAACAUACAGUAUACACAAAAAAUAUUUAAAAAAAUGUUAGUUCUAAGAAUUCUUUUUUUGAAGGCAUAAACAUUUUAAUAUCGCUUA
Molecule: messenger RNA, 5378 nt
Organism: Stegodyphus dumicola
Lineage: Eukaryota; Metazoa; Arthropoda; Arachnida; Araneae; Eresidae
Biological process (GO): termination of RNA polymerase II transcription
Cellular component (GO): nuclear body
Molecular function (GO): transcription termination site sequence-specific DNA binding; helicase activity; protein binding
Source: RefSeq, a predicted model, not a curated record